UCGAAAUGUCUCGACGGACGAAUGUUGGGGUUAUAAAAACUUUAUGGAAUUACUUUACUAAAUUUCGACCAGCAAUUCAAAAAGCUGAAGAACGUUGUGUUGGAAUUGAUAAACAUGGCAAUAAAUACAUGAUCAGACUCGCAAAUCCAGAAGCAAUGAUCAAAGAGCAGAGGUUCAUUGUACCUGUGAUGAACCAGGAUGAAGACUAUGCUGAGAUCAAUGAAGCAGUCAGCAUCGCAACUGCAAAUAUUCCACCAGAAUGGAAUGCAUGGUUGAGACAGACAAGGAAAGAACCCCCAAAUGAUAAGGAGAUAGAACUAAAUAGACUGAAACAGAUGAAGGUUCUAGACCGAGCCAGAGAACUUGAGGCAAAACAUCGUCUGAGCCUGGAACAGACAGAGCCGGAAAUGCUGGAAGGAAGUUCACAGCCGUUCGGAACCAAUGCAAGUCCUGGGGAGACUUUGCAAGGCGACCCAACAAAACAGAGAUAUCCAGUGAGAGAAGGCUUAGAGGUCAUGCCUGGUAUGACCCAAGACGAUUCAGACUUGGACAAUGAAAAAGAGACAAAACAUAAGUUUAAAGACUAAUCUGUGUUGAUGAAUAUUUAGUGUAUUUAUUUUUGUUUAUGUUUUUUCAUUUUAUUAAAUAAAGAAAAACAGCAUUUUAUAAUCACACCCUCAUGUGAUAGUGUAGAUGGUAUUGAGGAAAGUUAGAAAUAUUGAUUUUCAUUGUUUACAUAUUUUGUUUAUAAUAAAGUCUUUUUAAAAAAAAAAGAUUACCACACUGUUGGGUGUUUAUAGAUAUUCCAUACCAAAACAAUGACCGUCAGCCAACCCACCUGUUUCUUUCUGACCGUUCUUUAAAACCGUGUCUCAGUCAUAAAUAAAUAGCAUUCAAUUAAAAUGUCUAAGAUACAUAAGGGGGUUGUCAUGGUGGGUUUUUUUCACUUGUAGGUCAAGGUCACACUAAGGUCAAGGUCACACUUUAUCUUAAGCAUUAUGUCAUGGCUGAAAUGAGCAAAUUUUUGAUAUUUUUUAUUUCCUAAUUAAUUUUACUAACGCAAAUACAUAUUGGCCUAAAUAGCCCCCUUUAUGGUGUUUUUAUGAUCUAACUUUGCCAGAACCCUCUUAAAAACUGAUUUACAAAAUAGUGUUUACUUUUGGACAUGUUGUUAAAAUACAACAUGUACAUUUUAUUAUUGAUUAUUUAACAAUCUAUUUCCAGACUGCUUUUAUAAACAUGUUUGUUGAAUAAUUUAUAACAGUUUGUAAUAAUCUUGUAGGUUCAUAUUUGGCUUCAUUUUAUCUUAACUACCUUUGUUCUAUUAUUAAAUCCUUCAUGCUUUAUCUUUCUGUAAUCCCUUCAAAAUUCAAAGAAUGAUUGUUUAUCAAUUGACACAUAUUGCCUUUAUACAUACCUUAAGGGAACGUCUUAAAAUAUUUUGUUACAAUAAUAUUCUCUUUGGUAUUUCAUGUUUGUUCUAAAGCUUUCUUGUUAAAUUUGAUACUUGCUUUUAUCAGUCUAGAGUUGACAGCCGUAUGGUUAGGACCUCCUAAGAGAACCAUUUUUAGCUCUACUGGCCAAAGGUCAGAAGAGCUUAUGCGAUGGUAAUGUGUACGUAGUAUGUGCAUCCGUGCGGUCGUGCGUCUGUAAACAAUUGGUUGUGAACACGAUAUAGUCUUCAGUUUUGAUUGUAUCUCGAUGAAACUUGUACAGUAUCUAGAUAUCCAUUAGAGCUCGGUUCCUUUCGAAAACCAGCCAGAUCCGCCCAUAAAUGCUUAUAAUUUUUAGCCAGGUCUGCAUGAGCGAAUUCUAUUUUUAGCCAAGUUUACAUGUACAUGUAAAUUCAAGUCUAGAGUUAAGGGAGACAAUUUGCAAGUCUAGGAUUUUGACAUUCGGAACUCCUCGGCCAUUUUUAUAAAAACAACCUCGGAUGUAUAUGGACGGUUUACAUACUUAAAAAGUGGUACGUUUAAGUCCGCUGCAAAUAGAUCGCAUAGUAAUCUUAUUUAGUAGUUAAAAUUUAUGACUUCACUCAUGGGAAUCGUAAAUAUGUUUGCAAUAAUACACUUCACUGGCAAUCAAUUUAAACCGAGAGCAAUGAAUACAACUCUUAAACACUACAUUUAAUUAAUGCUUUUAUUAAAAAAAAUACGGACUACUUCAACAGAUGUACCGGCAUACAUCCGAGGUUGUUUUUUAAAAAAUGGCCGAGGAGCUCCGAAUGGGAUUUUGAGAGACAAUUUGCUUUUUGCUUCUGCAGUUGAUUUUGUGAAUUACUCUGCCUUGUUCUUGUUGAAAGCCCAAAGGCCAUUUUUUAGCUUUAAGUUCUGUAGUUUGCGCAUUCAUCUUAACAAAAUUGGUUGUGAAUGUUUAAGUUAUGCACCUGGUGUCAUUACUGGCCACACCCAGGGUUCACAGGUUUGGUAAACAUAAAUCUGGAAAGGUUUGAAAAUCUUUUUGUGUGUUCGUGCAUCCAUCUCAGCACAAUUGAUUGUGAAUGUUUGUUCAAAUUGAUCAAUGUUGUCCUAGGAUGCCCUUGACUUUGACCUUUUGACCAACUUUUUUUAACUUUUAAAACUACAGAAAUUUUUACUGAGUACAGUUUUGAAAGCAUUUUUUUUUUGUCAGAUGACUUACUUGGCACAUAUUAAAAAAGUUCAUGCAACUAAUCUGCUUACAAUACUUUCUGGGCUCAGAUGUUGAAUGUGCUAUGUUUUAAGGUAACCCAAACACAAAACAUAAACUAUAUGUCUGUUGCCUUUUACCCAUACAUACAUGCUGUAGAUUGAUAUGACCACAAAAGCCAUGCCAGUAGAGCAUAGGCCCUUUUGGGCCUCUUGUUAAGUAAUAUCUGUGGACUAUCCAUUGUAUGUUGUAGUUAAUGUUGGUUAUCCAGCUUGUGAAUAAAACUCGAGAA
Mya arenaria is the source of this 2920-nucleotide messenger RNA. RefSeq names its product NADH dehydrogenase [ubiquinone] 1 alpha subcomplex assembly factor 2-like. Bases 6 to 587 code for a protein of 193 amino acids. The transcript has 6 exons. Gene Ontology annotation, biological process: mitochondrial respiratory chain complex I assembly. The record is from RefSeq and is a predicted model, not a curated record. Lineage: Eukaryota; Metazoa; Mollusca; Bivalvia; Myida; Myidae. Gene Ontology annotation, cellular component: membrane.